AUGGCCAACCAACCCCUGUUGCCAGAACCAAAAGGAAGUGGGUUCCAUGUGGUUUGGCUCAGGAACUCUUUUGGAUAUGACUUCUUGGGUCUGUCAGAUUUCAAAGCCAGCAAAAUAAUCCAGGUGCAAAAAGAAGCCAAAACUGGGGGCUGGGGUUUGAUGUUUGUGGAACAAAGACUUUCCCGCGGUGACACUUGCACAUCUCAGCGCCAGUCGCUAACCAACCGCUUGUCGAGGAGGAGAAUCUUUGAGUUUUCUUGGAUGCACAGUCUUGCCAAUCAGCAUGAAUUGCAGGGUGGCCAAUACACCAUGUUCAUCUUUUUCCUCACCAAGAGAAAUUUUAAAGAUAAGUUUCAGUUAAUAUGCCCUGACAUUCAUGAACUGGCUGCCCAGGUAACUACAACUUCGAAAAAGCAGAACAAUAAUCCGAACUGUCGGGUUUCCCGCUGCGGCUCACUUGACGAGACGGGGUACAGAGUACGGAGUACAAAGUUAGUUAGUCUAUCGCGGCAAAGGCGUGCGGAAAAGAGGUUUUCCGAACUGAAUCAUCCUCGGUGGCGGCAAUUUUGCCCGCGCUCGCAAAACAUUUUUGAAAGUUGGGACGGAAUCGUACGGAACCCCAAGUACUUUUUCAUCAUCCCUUCACAUCUUGAAAUUUGCACAGUCCUGAAGUUUGAUAUGGCGGUACAUCUUGGGGCAAUAUAAAGACGACAACCCGUGAUAGAUAUGCCGAAAAAGGGGACUGGAUUUCCUAAACCUGGAUUAGCUCCUCUAUGAUGCAAUUUCUAAUGCGAACCACCUCGCGAUUCCGUUCCAUGCGAUUGUACGACCAGCUCCUACAAAAGGGAUCCAAGCCGAUAGUGGCAAGCACCGACGGGCGGGAGAGUACCAGCUCAACUGGUGAACUCCCCUGUAGCCCGGAGGAAAGAAUUAUUUACGAUUUCUAUAGCUACCUAUUUACCCAUAGCAACAUUUAUUGUUGAGAAGAUAUAACCUCAGAGGCCGACGAUUGUGGGGUAAUGAGGGAACUGAUGAUAAUGCGCGGGAGUCGGUGGCUCGUUACAUCAUAUCGUGUAUAUAACUAUGAAUGCAUGUUCAUAUAUAGAUA
Messenger RNA from Coccidioides immitis RS, 1108 nucleotides. RefSeq lists its product as uncharacterized. Lineage: Eukaryota; Fungi; Ascomycota; Eurotiomycetes; Onygenales; Onygenaceae. The transcript has 6 exons. The coding region runs from base 1 to 705 and encodes 234 amino acids. The record is from RefSeq and is a predicted model, not a curated record.